AUGUCGACUCGGAUAAUUGAUCAAAAAGGAGACCGAACCAAAACGGGCCAUGCCGAUGGGAUACAAAGCCGGACUCUAGAGAUACUGGAAAGCUUUGGUAUCGUCGAUCCAAUCUUAAAGCAGGGGAUCCACGAUGUUGACAUGUCCCACUGGACAACAAACAACGAAACCGGGAAUAUAGAGCGACGCAGGAGGUACGAAGCAGACACUGAGCAAAGGUCGAGAUUUGGGCAAAUACUGCUCAACCAAGGGGCUGUGGAGCAAGUCUUUGUUGACCAUUUGCAUAACAAGAACGUUCACGUGGAGAGGCAUAAAGCGGCUGAGUCUUUACAUAUCUCGCCUACCGCUGUUGACGACACACAACAAUUUCCGGUCGUUGUGGGAGUAAGGGAUGUUGGAAAUAAUGGCCGACGCCUAGUCAGGCAAUACAGACCCCAUGAGCGUGUGUUUCUGGCUGGUGAUGCUGCACACACCCACUCUCCAAAGGGAGGUCAGGGCAUGAAUGUAUCAAUCCAAGACUCAUACAACCUCAUAUGGAAACUGGGAGCAGUUAUCGCCAAUGGUGCAGACCCCAUUAUCCUAGGAACUUAUGACACCGAACGGCGUCCGGUCGCCAGGCAGCUGAUGGAUCUGGAUGCCCGACUUGUACAAGCAUAUGAGAAGGAGGAGAAAGAUAUCUCCAAAGGAAUUUAUGAAGUCCGCGAGCAAUAUGCUGGAUUUAUGGCAGGGGUCGACGUGACAUAUACUCAUAGCAUCUUGGUUACCGAGGGAGGAAAAGACGGUGAUGCAAACCUUGCAAGCAAUAUAACAUUGGGCAUGCGUUUACCAUCUUUCCUUGUUGUUUAUCUGUGCGAUGGACAGCCUUCACAUUUGGCACAGAGGCUUAUGAGUGACGGAUUAUGGAGGCUCCUGGUGUUUCCGGGUGAUCUACGCCAACCGGAGAGGAUGAAAGCUCUGGUCAAUUUUGCGGACGUCUUCAGCAAACACUCUUACCUCGCUCAUCUACAACGCAUACCAGCUCCGGAAUGGCGCUGCCAUAUCAUUGAAUUGCUUCUCAUACAGUCAUGCCCCAGGAGCGCAGUCAAUCUGCUUGAUCUUCCAGAGCUCUUCCACCCGUUUGAUGAUACUAUGGGGUGGGACUACUGGAAGGCAUAG
Molecule: messenger RNA, 1155 nt
Organism: Penicillium arizonense
Lineage: Eukaryota; Fungi; Ascomycota; Eurotiomycetes; Eurotiales; Aspergillaceae
Exons: 5
Coding region: 1-1155 (384 amino acids)
Molecular function (GO): FAD binding
Source: RefSeq, a predicted model, not a curated record